CGCCGGGCCACGCAGAAAGACAGAACAUUUUGGAGCAGAAGGUGGGCAGGCAGGAUCUGCCUUCCGGCAGCCCCUUGGGAAGCCAGAGAAACGGACUGGAAUGAGGAGAGAGAAGAGCCUGGACUGGGGGCCUGGCUGAGGCCUGUAGCCCUGAGCAGAUCCCUUUGGCAUCCUCCAGCAAUCCUGGCCCAACCUUGGACGUUUAACAUGGCAGUGCCUGAGGGAAGCUGGCAGCUCACAACCAGCAUCAUCAAGGAGUGUCUCUUUGGGAGGCCAGCGUGAGAAGUGGGAGAGGAUGGCCACCGAGAUCAGUGCUCGGGGCAGGCAGUGUGCCAUCGGGCAUGAGGAGUACAGCCUGUAUAGCAGCCUGAGUGAGGAAGAGCUGGUCCAGAUGGCCAUCGAGCAGAGCCUGGCUGACAAGACUCGGGGCCCAACCUCUGCUGAGGCUGCUGUAUCCACGUGUGCCACCCGCCAGCCUGCCCAUUUCUACCCAUGGACCAGGUCGACUGUGCCUCCCCAGAGCUCGCCGGCCUCAGCCCCCAUGGGCCCGUUUCAAGAGGUCAUGCAGAAAUACAACCACAGGAAGACCGCCCAGCUGGCGCCCGUGGACCCCGUGGUGAAGGCCAUCAAGGAAGGCGAUGAUGAGGCCUUGAAUGCCAUGAUCAAGGCAGGGAAGAACCUCGCGGAGCCCAACAAGGAAGGCUGGCUGCCACUGCACGAGGCGGCCUACUACGGCCAGCUGAGCUGUCUGAAGGCCCUGCAGCGAGCAUACCCAGCAGCCAUCGACCAGCGCACCCUGCAAGAGGAAACAGCCCUUUACCUGGCGACAUGCAGGGGUCACCUAGACUGCCUGCAGUCCCUGCUCCAGGCUGGAGCCGAGCCUGACAUCUCCAACAAGUCCCGAGAGACACCACUCUACAAAGCCUGUGAGCGCAAGAACGUGGAUGCAGUGCGGAUUCUCGUGCAGUACAAAGCGGACACCAACCAUCGCUGCAACCGAGGCUGGACAGCUCUGCAUGAGUCUGUUUCUCGCAAUGACCUGGAGGUCAUGGAGAUCCUCGUGAGCACAGGCGCCAAGGUGGAAUCCAAGAAUGCUUAUGGCAUCACCCCCUUGUUUGUGGCUGCCCAGAGUGGGCAGCUGGAUGCCCUGCGGUUCCUGGUCAAGCACGGUGCCGACAUCAACACGCAGGCCAGUGACAGCGCGUCUGCCCUCUAUGAGGCCUGCAAGAACGACCACGAGGAGGUGGUGGAGUUUCUGCUGUCGCAGGGCGCUGAUGCCAACAAGACCAACAAGGAUGGCAUGCUCCCGCUGCACAUCGCCUCCAAGAAGGGCAACUACAGGAUCGUGCAGAUGCUGCUGCCGGUGACCAGCCGCACGCGCGUCCGCCGUAGCGGCAUCAGCCCGCUGCACCUGGCGGCCGAGCGCAACAACGACGCGGUGCUCGAGGCGCUGCUGAGCGCGCGCUUCGACGUGAACGCGCCGCUGGCGCCUGAGCGCGCGCGCCUCUACGAGGACCGCCGCAGCUCCCCGCUCUACUUCGCGGUGGUCAACAACAACCUGUACGCCACCGAGCUGCUGCUGCUCGCCGGCGCCGACCCCAACCGCGACAUCAUCAGCCCCCUGCUCGUGGCCAUCCGCCACGGCUGCCUGCGCACCAUGCAGCUGCUGCUGGACCACGGCGCCAACAUCGACGCCUACAUCGUCACGCACCCCACCGCCUUCCCCGCCACCAUCAUGUUCGCCAUGAAGUACGUGUCUUUGCUCAAGUACCUCAUGGACCUCGGCUGCAACGGCGAGCCCUGCUUCUCGUGCCUGUACGGCAACGGCCCACACCCGCCCGCCCCGCCGCCCUCCAACAGGUUCAGCGACACACCCGCUUCCGGCAAGGCUCCCGGAGUGGUCCAGUUCUGCGAGAUCCUGUCGGCCCCGGAGGUGAGCCGUUGGGCAGGGCCGAUCAUCGACGUGCUCCUGGACUAUGUGGGCAAUGUGCAGCUCUGCGCAAGGCUGAAGGAGCACAUUGACAGCUUCGAGGACUGGGCUGUCAUCAAGGAGAAGGCAGAACUUCCAAGACCUCUGGCUCACCUUUGCCGGCUGCGAGUUCGAAAGGCCGUUGGGAAAUACCGUUUGAAACUCCUAGACACGUUGCCUCUCCCGGGCAGGAUGAUUCGAUACCUGAAACACGAGAAUACCCAGUAACCAAGGUCGUAUGGAGGAGUGGCUGCUCAGACUAUUUCACUAAGCCUCAGGACGGUGGUGUCCCCUAAUCCAGGGGGACCUAGUGACAGAACGAGCUCCCUCUCAGCUGGGGCAGCUGCUGUGACCUCACCACGUCUCUGGCCAGAGCUCUGCGCAGAGCAGAGCACGGAAUGUCAAGUAGGAGAAAAGCCAUGUUUGUUUUCAAACUGAUGAGUAGAUCCCAGACCUCCUCUGCCCAGGAAUGGCAGAAACCUCCAUUCCUGGGGCCCGGAGAGGGGGCAGGGUGGAACUUGGGGUGUUCUGGGGAAGGCAGGGGCUGGCACGGAAGCCCUGUCCCCAGCUCUGGACUGCGGAUGGUGAGUCCGCUUUUCCAGGACAACCUUGCUGCAGGCCUGUUCCUGUGCCCUUCCCCCUUCGCUCUGUGAAACUCUCCACUUGACUUUGAGCUUUUUUGCUGAAGGUGUGGUGCAGUGGUGGGCAGGGGGACCCUCGGUCACAGAGGGCUUCCUUAGGUUCAAUAAAAAUGGUGCAUAGAUGA
Molecule: messenger RNA, 2735 nt
Organism: Manis pentadactyla (Chinese pangolin)
Lineage: Eukaryota; Metazoa; Chordata; Mammalia; Pholidota; Manidae
Gene: ASB2
Product: ankyrin repeat and SOCS box containing 2
Exons: 11
Coding region: 296-2197 (633 amino acids)
Biological process (GO): intracellular signal transduction
Molecular function (GO): protein binding
Source: RefSeq, a predicted model, not a curated record